AUGACGUCGACGACGGCACAAUACCCAACAACGGCCGAUUCGACAGCUAUUCUUACAACAACUGAAAUGACAACACCCGUGACCACAGCACCAGCUACAGAAAUGAAGACACCCGUGACCAGAUCACUAACUACAGAAAUGAAAACACCUGUGACCACAGCACCAGCUACAGAAAUGAAAACACCUGUGACCACAGCACUAGCUACAGAAAUGACAACACCCGUGACCAGAUCACCAGCUACAGAAAUGAAAACACCUGUGACCACAGCACUAGCUACAAAAAUGAAAACACCUGUGACCACAUCACCAGCUAAAGAAAUGACAACACCCGUGACCAGAUCACCAGCUACAGAAAUGAAAACACCUGUGACCACAGCACCAGCUACAGAAAUGAAAACACAUGUGACCACAUCACCACCUCCUGGUAACACCAGCUACAGAAAUGAAGACACCCGUGACCAGAUCACUAACUACAGAAAUGAAAACACCUGUGACCACAGCACCAGCUACAGAAAUGAAAACACCUGUGACCACAGCACUAGCUACAGAAAUGACAACACCCGUGACCAGAUCACCAGCUACAGAAAUGAAAACACCUGUGACCACAGCACUAGCUACAGAAAUGAAACACCUGUGACCACAUCACCAGCUACAGAAAUGACAACACCCGUGACCAGAUCACCAGCUACAGAAAUGAAAACACCUGUGACCACAGCACCAGCUACAGAAAUGAAAACACAUGUGACCACAUCACCACCUCCUGCUAUUCUUACAACAACUGAAAUGACAACACCCGUGACCACAGCACCAGCUACAGAAAUGAAGACACCCGUGACCACAUCACCAGCUACAGAAAUGAAGACACCCGUGACCAGAUCACUAACUACAGAAAUGAAAACACCUGUGACCACAGCACCAGCUACAGAAAUGAAAACACCUGUGACCACAGCACUAGCUACAGAAAUGACAACACCCGUGACCAGAUCACCAGCUACAGAAAUGAAAACACCUGUGACCACAGCACUAGCUACAGAAAUGAAAACACCCGUGACCAGAUCACCAGCUACAGAAAUGAAAACACCUGUGACCACAGCACUAGCUACAGAAAUGAAAACAUCUGUGACCACAUCACCAGCUACAGAAAUGACAACACCCGUGACCAGAUCACCAGCUACAGAAAUGAAAACACCUGUGACCACAGCACCAGCUACAGAAAUGAGAACACAUGUGACCACAUCACCAUCUCCUGCUAUUCUUACAACAACUGAAAUGACAACACCCGUGACCACAGCACCAGCUACAGAAAUGAAGACACCCGUGACCAGACCACUUACUACAGAAAUGAAAACACCUGUGACCACAGCACCAGCUACAGAAAUAAAAACACCUGUGACCACAACACUAGCUACAGAAAUGACAACACCCGUGACCAGAUCACCAGCUACAGAAAUGACAACACCUGUGACCACAGCACUAGCUACAGAAAUGAAAACACCUGUGACCACAUCACCAGCUACAGAAAUGACAACACCCGUGACCAGAUCACCAGCUACAGAAAUGAAAACACCUGUGACCACAGCACCAGCUACAAAAAUGAAAACACAUGUGACCACAUCACCACCUCCUGUCUCCAAACGAUCCGCAGUGUACAGACUUGUUGCCAGGGAUCGGGCGCUUACUGACACUCACUCAUCUCACCCGGAUGUGAGGUCCGUCAUUAGGUGCGGUCACAUUUGUUUUGAAGAUGAUUCAUGCAAGUUCUUCACGUACAUUAAACGCACGAGGAUGUGCUUGCUGGGACAAAGAUCAACCACUGAGAUACAUCAUGAGGCUGCAACGUUUACCUGCUAACUUUUGAUUCUUUCGAUUAUUCGAGAAACCAUGCCCACAAAAGCUUAAAGAUCUAAAGAAAUAUCUGAAGAAAACCAGUAUAUCGACUGAAAGGGUAAAAGAAAACAUUGUGAAAUUAUAAAAAGAAGUCAGAACAGACAUCUUGAGAAAAAAAUGAAAUUAUCUUUUUACUGUAU
This is a messenger RNA of Strongylocentrotus purpuratus (purple sea urchin), 2027 nucleotides long. RefSeq lists its product as uncharacterized. The transcript is spliced from 5 exons. NCBI's taxonomy places the organism in Eukaryota, Metazoa, Echinodermata, Echinoidea, Camarodonta, Strongylocentrotidae. The coding region runs from base 1 to 1851 and encodes 616 amino acids. The record is from RefSeq and is a predicted model, not a curated record.